AUGCGAGCCACCUUCGGUGUCUCUCUAGGCCGUAGCCUCUUCGCCUUCGCCUUCCUAGCUCUUGCCUUGACCGGUUUCCUGGCUCAGGCUGCCGCCCUUCCUCAGGACCUUCAAGAUCCUGACAAAGAAGUCGACCUACCUACUGAGGAUCCGGGCAUCGACCUCUCCACCAGCGGCCCCACCACCAUCAUUGAGGACGACGGCAGCACCAAUGGCACUGUUAGCGCACCGGCUGUAAUCAGCGUCCCCCUGGCAGCCCUCGAGGGAUCUGCUGUGCCCCAAAGCAUUGUCGACGACGUCAAGAAGUCGCUUCCUCAGGUACUGCGUGAUGAGGGUCUCACCGAUGUCGAAAUCGCAGGCUUGACAGAAGCUGAGAUCGCCGAGAUCCUAGGCGCCCUUAACGAGUUCUUCCAGAACGGCGAGGGCCAUGAUGGCUCGGAUGAUGACGCGGUCUUAAAGCGGGACUGGUUGACGGAACGAGGAGUUGCCGAUUGGAUCAAAAGACGCAUUUGUAGAGCCUUUGCCCGAAUCACACGCCCAGCCUUCAUGGCCGCCGCCGGCUUGUUCAACCUAAAGAACACGGGUUCUGGAAGCGGUAUCUUCCAUUAUCAGAAGUUUUUCUUGUACCCUCUUCACAGGGCCCUCUUCGACAACAGGAUCAACGUUCGAGUCUACUACAAGGCAAAUUGGGUUGUUAAGAAGUUCUGGGGCUCUGCUGGCGUCGCAUUCGGCAAGAAGAUCUACAUCCGCAAGAGCUACGAGGCCUGGUCCAGCACGAACAGCCAAUUCUACACCCAGGUGUCCCUGCUCGCUCAUGAGCUUCAGCACACCCAGCAGUACUACAACAGGCACUGGAGCAUCUGGGACUUCGCCUACCACUACUUGUACAGCUACUGCCGCGCCGGCUUCAGCUACUCCAAGAACGCGAUGGAGGUUGAAGCCAAAGAGGCUGCAAAGAAGAUCUCCAAACUCCUGAGCACUGGCAGAGGAUUCUUCCACUAUUGGAGGGUGAAGGCCUUGUACAGUAAGCUCGGCUACCCCGUCGAGACUUCUUACCGCGACGUCAGGCCCGACCUCCGCGAGCUCAACUUCCAGAAGGGCAAGAUGCAGAUCGAGCACGACAAGAACCCUGACUGCUACCGCUACAGGGUUGGCAGCAGCCCCUGGACUACCUGGGACUGCCGCAGGCUGUGAUCGAAUCGCUUUGGGGGGAGUCGUACGGUACCAAGGAGAAAUGGUAGUGGAGUAGGAGUGUUGCAAAGGUGUUGUCGGAUUUCUGCCUGUACCUGUAGUUUCCCAUCGUUAUUAUUUCCUUGCUUGCCUUAAUCUUUUCCUGAUCUCUUUUGUCGCUUCUCUCGGUUUCUCGGGUCUGGGCCUCCUUUUCUCUCGCCGACUGCCGCCGGUUGGGCUAGCAAGGGGCCCCACCUUUUCUCUUUCCUUGGUAAUAGUUUCGAGAACUACAGUAGUUGAACAGGGUUUAGGGUGGUCAUGUAACUAGCCAUGUGAUAGGUCUAAUAAGAGUGAAUUGUCUGCUUUAAAUUCUGUAGUUU
Messenger RNA from Hyaloscypha bicolor E, 1550 nucleotides. RefSeq lists its product as uncharacterized. Lineage: Eukaryota; Fungi; Ascomycota; Leotiomycetes; Helotiales; Hyaloscyphaceae. The coding region runs from base 1 to 1194 and encodes 397 amino acids. The record is from RefSeq and is a predicted model, not a curated record. The transcript has a single exon.